This is a messenger RNA of Anopheles gambiae (African malaria mosquito), 2396 nucleotides long. RefSeq names its product flap endonuclease GEN (gene Gen). Bases 108 to 2348 code for a protein of 746 amino acids. Gene Ontology annotation, molecular function: four-way junction DNA binding; 5'-flap endonuclease activity. The record is from RefSeq and is a predicted model, not a curated record. The transcript has 3 exons. NCBI's taxonomy places the organism in Eukaryota, Metazoa, Arthropoda, Insecta, Diptera, Culicidae.
GCAGUGCUUUGUGUACCUUGAUUCAACGGUUGUUUACGUUCAGUUGAAAUGUGGUGAAACGUUUGAACAACGAUUGUUUUGCCGCAUUAGCGCAUCAACUCCACGAAAUGGGUGUAAAAGAUCUCUGGAAUUUACUAACUCCGCACAUGGAGCGCAAGCCACUGUUCGAGCUGAGCAAUAAGGUGGUUGCGAUCGAUCUUUCCGGCUGGGUGUGCGAAAGCUUGAACGUUGUGGAUUAUUUCGUCCAUCCGCGGUUCUAUCUACGCAAUCUGUUCUUCCGUACCUGCUACUUGCUGCAAACCGGCAUCACGCCUGUCUUUGUGCUGGAGGGCACGGCACCGCCGCUAAAGUACGGCGUAAUCGUUAAGCGCAAUCAGAUGCAGUUCCGCGGAGCGCGCCCCAAGAAGAUUGCCAACUGCGACAAAGCAACGGUCAGCAGUACGCAGACCACGGAAAAGCCCGCCAAACCGACGGAACAGAAACGGAACCGGUUUCACCAUGUGCUGAAGCAGUGCGAGGAACUGCUCAGCGCCAUGGGGUUGGUGUGCGUGCAGGCACCCGGGGAAGCGGAAGCCCUGUGCGCCUAUCUAAACCGGGACAAUCUCAUCUACGGUGUGAUCAGCCAGGAUUCGGACUGCUUUGCGUACGGUGCCGUUCGUGUGUUUCGCAACUUUUGUGCCUCCCAGAACGGGGGCUCGGUCGAGAUUUACGAUCUUACCCGGGUGAACGCAAGCGUGCUGCAGCUCGGCCAGGAAAAGAUCGUUGCCAUGGCGCUACUGUCCGGCUGCGACUACUGUCCGGCCGGUGUGAUGGGGGUGGGCCGGGAGCUGGUAACGCGCUUCAUCAGCUGUUACGAAAAUGGUGAAAUAUUGCCCAAGAUUCGAUCCUGGCGUAAGACGGCCGAUCGGCUGACGGAGCUGGAAAUUCGAGCCGAAGAUAAAAACAUCUGCUCCGAGUGUGGUCACGUCGGGAAGCAGCUGCAGCAUCGCAGGGCCGGUUGUUUGGACUGUCGAAUGAAGCCCGGCUGCAAUGAGACGCGGUGGAAGCAGCAACGUUGCAACAUUCGGACGGAGCUGGAAAUUAAACGCAAAGCGCUGAAAGAUCCGGAAUUCCCACACGAACCGAUCAUAGAAGAGUUUCUUACCCGGCCGUGCGAGCUGCCAGCGCUUGACCUAUCCUGGAGGCAGCCCAACUUGGUGAAAUUUAUUAGAAGCAUGUCUACCUACCUGCAGUGGAACGAGCUGUACUGCUUUCAAAAGCUUCUACCACUCUUCACGCGCUGGCAGGUAUACGCAAAGGAGCAUCCUUCGUGUAAGCGAAGCAGCAUCUUUCUCGAACCGGAUCAUAUAAAAAAGCAACGAACACCGAAAGGCAUCGCUAGCUACGAAAUAGUGUGGAAAGAUGCGCACAACAUGUUUACGGGGCUAAUUCCGCAAGAGCAAAUCGAUUCCUAUCUGGCCGAAGCGGGCAACACGCUCGAAAGCUUAUGGAGUACGAUCGAACCGCACGAUCUGGUGCAGACGGCAUAUCCGGAACUGGUGGACGCCUUUCACGCAAGCAAAAGCAAGGGUAAAAAGAAAAAAGCACCCACCAUACCAUCGGCUGCCGAGGACAAACCGAAGAAGAAAGUCCGCACCAAGAAGGAUAAGGGGCAAAUUCCGUUAAAAGAGUUUCUAGCGAAAGCAAACAGCCAAACGCAGAAGGAGGAAAUGGUCGAGCAAAGGGGCAACAGUAGCGGCAGUGAUACGGAAAACCAUCCAAACGCCCUAAACGUAUCAUCCGAGGAGGCGUGCCUGAGUUCGGUCGAUCAUUUCCUGAACUUUACCGCCGAGCUGGAAGCCAUCGCGGAGGAUCGCACAGCAAACGAUACGUUCAAUUCGUCCAACUUUAUCGAACGCUUGUGCCGGCCAAACUAUCUGCAGCAAGCGCUGGAAGAGUACAUGCAACUUAUUGAGACGGAACGGAAGGCCAGCGCAUUGCAGCAGCUCCUCUCACAGAGUGGUGUUGCCCUGUCGAGGGAAGCGGAGGAAGAACUGGAAGAAGACGGCCGUGUGCAGCAUUGCAUCGUGUUGAAGCGUGAUAUACUGAACGCUUCAAUGGGCGGUAAUGGGCAGCAGCUGAUGAAUCAGUCCGCUUGCCAGAUGCUACCGAGCAAGAAGAAGCGCAUGAGCUUCUUUUUCGAACCAAUUGACAUUCCGCCUCCGGAGGAGCAGCAGGAGCAUGGAAACGAACCGGAUGGUAUGGACAUGUUCGAGUGUUCGCUUAUGCUGAAGGAUCAAAUUGUGGUUGGACCGUGCGACGGGGAAAGUGAUAUCAAUCAGACAAUCAUAUACGAUGUCGAUUUUUAGAAUGAUAAUAUUAUAUGUAGAUUUGCUUACGUUUUAUACGUUUUUACA